This is a messenger RNA of Fusarium redolens, 1806 nucleotides long. RefSeq lists its product as uncharacterized. The transcript has 2 exons. The record is from RefSeq and is a predicted model, not a curated record. The coding region runs from base 152 to 1396 and encodes 414 amino acids. NCBI's taxonomy places the organism in Eukaryota, Fungi, Ascomycota, Sordariomycetes, Hypocreales, Nectriaceae.
GAGAUAUAAGAGUCUUUCGGCGUCGGCCUGAAGUUGGUAUUCCAGUCAAAGCAAACCCGUUCUCGCGCAUCCCAUUUCUUCAUCCUUAAGAGAAUCGAGCGAAAUCCUCAUUCGCCCAAUUAUUGUCUUGCUUCUGGACAAUCUAUCCAUCAUGAAAUCUUCGGUUAAAUCUCAACGUCGUGGCGGGGAAGACAUCUCCAUUGAAGAAGAGCCCCUACUGCCAACCAUCACGAAUGCUAGCCAAGACAGUGAGAUCGAUUUGUCUCAGUCAGACUCAUCUCCAAUAGAGGUGACAGGAAGCUUCUCAGGAAACAAAGAGGAGAACCAUGAGUCAUCAGAGGUGAUGGAAGGAGUUGUCCCGUCCCAAGAGUCUACUCACGACAUGGCGGGAGUAUCCACUACGGCCCAAACGCCCCAGAGAGAUCCCAAACAGAACUACCAGAGUCUUCUCUCUGAUGUAGAAAGUCUCCUGGGGCAGCUUGAGAAGACAUCAAAAGACUUGGCUGAAUCGCGUGCGGAACGCGAGGAGUUGGUUGAAGCGCUAAACGAUCUUCGGACCAGGGUCCAGCCAGUUGGCCGUUUGACCAACGGUGAAGUCAUGGACUUUGUGAAGCAAUUAAAGUACAACAUUUCCAAUCUCGCCGAGCAAUGGCCUGAGGGCGAAUUUUCAAAGAACACGUCGAUGGAUGACAAGUAUAGACGACACCUCCAGUCAAUUACCCCGGAGAGUUCAGACUAUCGCACGCUGUUGGAGAAUGACGAUCGGCGUCCGCAAGUAGUCGAGGCUUUCAUUUGGAAAGUACUGACUACUGAAGUGUUUGGGCUCUUCUACUGGGCUGGUGAGUCCGUUGCUCCUCAUAUAAGAGGCCUUCAGUCAAUUUUGACAAUACCCGGUCAACUGAGCUCGCCUAGACUCUGUGACGUUCAGAUGUGGACUUCAAAGACAACGCAGCUGUUCUUGGAAGCUUUUAAUUCUCGAGGGGAUGAUGAAAAGGAGCAGACUAAACUCUAUCUCAAGCGCAUCAAGAGUAGUAUCACUACCCGUAUCAUUGAAGCUCUCGGGUUGAGUAUCAGCUCAAGUAGCAGUAUCGAGGAGCAGCUAGAUGAUAUCCUGCAGGGCGCCAUUGAGUUGGACCAAAGGUUCAGUCAACAGGCUGCUAGAUGGGAAUGGGAGUAUUCUUACGAGAGGCAUCACGAGAGAGGAUUGGUUUUCGACGGUGAUUUUAUGGACUUGGAUCAAGGAGAACGUCUUUCUUCUGAGAAAAAAGUCCAGGUUCAGAAGUUGGUUAAGUUCAUCAUGUCGCCGGCCUUGAUAAAGCGAGGUGAUAACGACGGCGCGAACGACGACCUGAAAGCUACUGUGAUGAAGAUGGUGGUAUCAUGUCAGAGCACCUAGACAAUCCGCGCCAAAGCUAUUGGUUCAGAUCUCAGCCAACGCACAGUCACAUCGGGAAAGUUGAUCCGUUGCAGGGAGAAGAACCUAGACCCCCGCAUUGUGAGGCUUUAAUUUCCCUCGGCAUGAAAUCACUAUGCCAAAACCUCCAAAGAAACUGACUUGAAGAUACUGGUAGUGGCUCUCAAUUCGGGACUCAGGGCGAUAUAUGGAAAGCCAACAUGUCCACUCCAGGGCCUAGUCACAAUAGAUCGCAGACUUAUCUUGAGUCUUCAGUGCCCGAACCACUCGCUAUUUAUCGUCGGCAACUGUGCUGGCUAAAUGUAAGCGGAACUACAUAUUUCUCCACCUCUUAAACCCAUAUUAUUGCGGCUCCAGGGUUACGUAGACCCCUGAUCGAUUUAAGCCCGCCA